Drosophila gunungcola (fruit fly) is the source of this 2710-nucleotide messenger RNA. RefSeq lists its product as uncharacterized. The record is from RefSeq and is a predicted model, not a curated record. Gene Ontology annotation, cellular component: nucleus. NCBI's taxonomy places the organism in Eukaryota, Metazoa, Arthropoda, Insecta, Diptera, Drosophilidae. Gene Ontology annotation, molecular function: exonuclease activity; nucleic acid binding.
AUUUCGUAUAGAGCACUCAAAAUACAAAUAUUUUUGUUUGAGAUUUUAAGGGCCCACACAGUAAGAGGCUAGGACCACAUACGUCAAUACCACAAAAAUCUUAAAAAAAUUAAUUCAAACGGCAGUAAAACAGUAAAAACACAUGCAUACCAAUUAGAAAAUUGUGAAAAAAUCGUUUAUCAAAAUUUUACCAUCAGACAUAUGUAUUUACUCAGUCAUUAAAAUUGAUGCGCAAGCAACUCCAAUAGCCAUCAAACGGACCAACGGUUUACCAGACCGACUAAACACAGGCUCUGCAACGGAUGUGCAAAGCGGUCCUUUAUCCUUUACCCUCACACUCAAGAUAACCGAAAUGAUGUGGACCCGAACAAGACAAGCCCUGCGCAGCAUUGCUAGAUCGCAAAGCUUGAACGGAAAGCGCACCAGGAUGAAAGAACAGCUGUCUGCCAAGCAGCACGAGCGUAACGAGAAGAAGAAAAAGAAGUUGGCGGCGCUGGCCAAUCUGAUGGAGCUGAACGACCGCGAUCGCUUGCACGAGGCGGAGUUGUCCAAAAAACGGGAUGCAGCUGAAGCUGAGGUGGAGGAGAAGACCCCAACGAAGGUGGAGAACGGUGACGACGGCUUCACCACGGUGGGCAGCAAGCGGAAGGCACGGAACCGCCGCAGUAAUCCCGAACAGGAGGUGGAAUCCGGAGCACCCCAGGUCCCAGCAGCAGAAAGCACAGAGCCGGCUGCAAAGAGGAGUCGCAACCACGAGGCGGGGGGCGAUAGCCUGCCCCAGGAGAUAGGCUCCCUGUCGGAGGACCAGUACAAACAGCUCUCGGCGGAGCUAAGGCGCCGCAAACGCCAGAUCGAGGACGUUCCCGGCCUUCGACUGCGUGAGAUGGGCCAGCGCGCCUCCCUGGAGACGCCCCAAGACGCACGCACGCCCAUCUUUCUAACCGACAUCCAGAACCUGCUAAUGACGGCCCUCAUUGGCCAGAAGAGCCCCUGCCGGCCGGAUCGGUGGUGCAGCGUGGAGAAGUGGCUCAGCCUGUCGCACAGCGUGGUGGUCAUCCUGGAGGGACUGUCCCUCUAUCACUACCUCUCCAACGAGAGCCAGUUUGAGGCCACAAACAGGAUAUUCAGCACCAAGCUGGAGAUGCUUCUUCCACCGCAGGACGAGGGUCAGAUCAUCGACGAGAUAGCCAAGAUUCCACUCACAAAUGUGCAGGCCCGCAAGCUAAUCGAAGAGCACGGCUCUCUGGAGUCAGCUGUGGAGCUGAACAAGGAUCCCACUCUGUUCGUCAAGACCAUUUUUCCCAUCGCGAGUAAGCCACCGGUGGCGAACGACCUGCACGCGGACGACAAGUUCCCGCGCACCAAGCUCCUGCUAUCCGCCCUGCAAAUGGUUGACGAGGGAUAUCCAAUUCCCAUGCAGGGCGACUUGCACAGUCGCUUCCGGGAGUUCAAGUUCACCAAGAAUUCUUAUGAGCCGGUGACCAAUCGCAGUCCCAUGUUCGGAGUGGAUUGUGAGAUGUGUCAGACGGCGGCGGGGUUCAACGAGCUGACCCGAAUUUCCAUUGUCAACGAAGAGUAUAAGACGGUGUACGAGACGCUAGUGUUGCCCGACAACAGAAUCACCAACUAUCUGACCCAGUUCUCGGGCAUCACUGAGGAAAUCAUGAGGAAGGUGACUAAAAAGUUGGAUGAAGUGCAGCAGGAAGUUUCUGACCUGCUGCCCCCGGAUGCCAUCCUGGUAGGGCAGUCGUUGAACUCGGAUCUGAACGCCAUGCGUAUGAUGCAUCCGUAUGUGAUCGACACCAGUGUGUGCUUUAACAUCUCCGGCGUGCGACGGCGCAAGAGCAAGCUUAAGCACCUGGCCGCGACCUUCCUGAAAGAGACGAUCCAGGAGAACGACGAAGGCCACGACUCCAUUGAGGAUUCGCGAGCCACGCUGAAGCUGGUCAAGAUGAAGCUGGCCAACAGCAUUGAGUUCGGCGACGAGAUCCUCACGCAGCAAAAGCGAUUGCAAGAGCUGGCGAACGCCUCCAGCGGCGAUACCAUCAGCAAUAACCUAUUUGCCCAUGUGGCCAAGCGGGAUAAGCGGACGGCCAUCGUCACGGUCGGAGAUUUGCAGCCCCGGCUCAAGGAUGUUAUUCUGAAGGCAGGAGAGGCAGUUCCCAAGGAUCACAGCCUGGCGGUUCGCGUUCACGAAGUGUCCACGUCCAAGGAAGCCGUGCGCAAGGUUUCUGAAAUUGCGCUCGAAAAUGCCCUAACCAUUGCAAAUCUUCGCGUGCCGGAGCAGGACUUUGUGUUGGACAGCGCGGAGCGGAAUGUGGCCAAACUGGACAAAACCAUCGACCGGCUGUGGAACUCGGUGGCGCACAACGGACUCUUCCUCGUCCUCAUGGGCGGAUCCAAGGAGUGCACCAAGGGUGUGGCCAAGAUAGCCAUCAAACGGCUGAACGGAUCGGAACAGACAAGUGCUCCCAUUGGCAGUUAGGAACCGAACGAGAACAAGUCUCGUGUUAAUCACCUCGACCCGAUUCCAUCCGCCACUGCGCCUCUGCGCCACUCCAGGAAAAGCCUUACGGCCAGUCGGAUUUCCCAAGCGGAAUCAAAUUUGCCGUAUCAUCCCCAAAACAUGACCAACUAAUGUUUCACCUCACCUCAAAAAUUCACUACAUGCUAAAGUGUACCAAUAAAUUGUCAAAUAAAAAACAAAAAA